Sordaria macrospora k-hell is the source of this 996-nucleotide messenger RNA. RefSeq lists its product as uncharacterized. The record is from RefSeq and is a predicted model, not a curated record. NCBI's taxonomy places the organism in Eukaryota, Fungi, Ascomycota, Sordariomycetes, Sordariales, Sordariaceae. Gene Ontology annotation, biological process: mRNA cis splicing, via spliceosome; spliceosomal snRNP assembly. Gene Ontology annotation, cellular component: spliceosomal complex; cytosol; pICln-Sm protein complex.
AUGGCACCCACCACGAUUCGGACGCCGCCUGCGCUCGCAGACUUUAAACCCCUCGAGGAGCACCUCCAACAAACCCCCGAGACAUUCUUCGGCGGAAAGCCCGUUCUCUACUACCAUGCGACCGGCGCAAAGGCCUGGAUCCCCAAGUCGCAGCGCGGCAAGCUGCCCUUCUUCCCGGCCGACCUCGAGACUGCACCUACAGCUCCUGAGGGCGCGGCCUUGCGCGAGGGUGCUGAGGAGGCCGUCGAGCAGAAAGUAGAUCUCUAUGUCAAUUCCCAAAACCUCACAAUAUUCUCCCCUUCCGCUGAAGUCGGCUUCGAGAUCCCGUACCCCGUGAUUAGCAUUCACGCGAUCAAGACCAUCGGCACUGGCGAAACCAAGUACCCCUCCGUCUUCCUCCAGCUCGAGCUCUCUCCCGACGGCGGCGCCGACGACGACGACUUCGAGACUGUCGAGCUUACCCUCAUCCCCCCAACCGCUCCUGCAGGUACUGCUUCUGCUUCUGCCACCGAAGCUGCGCAAACCGAAACCGAGGAGGCAGAAUCAACAAUCGGCAAGAAACAACCUGACAACGAGGCGACAAAACUCUUCAAGGCCAUCACCGCAUGCGCCGACCUCAACCCCGACCCCGCCGAGGGCGAUGAAGAUGAUGAAUACGAUGACAACAGGAUAAUCUUUGAGGGCGACGCCAUCGAAGGGUUCCAGGGCGUGUUUGCGGGGUCAAGCUCAGGAGGUCUGCCGCCGCCGAUGCCUGGUAGUUCCGGGUGGAUCACAGCGGAUAAUGUUCACGAGUACUUUGACGAACAUGGAAACUGGAUUGGUGGCGAGGAGGAGGUUGAGGUUGACAUUGAAGGAGAAGAAGAAGAGGGUGGUGUCAGUGGAGAGCUUGGUGAGGGUGCUGGUACCGUGAGGAGGAGAGAGGAUGUGGAGGGUUCGGCUGAGGGUGGUGGGGAGAAGGAAGAACAGGGAGAGAGCAAGAGGGCGAGGAUUGAUUAG